Oncorhynchus masou masou (cherry salmon) is the source of this 6019-nucleotide messenger RNA. RefSeq names its product zinc finger protein 345-like. Bases 100 to 2469 code for a protein of 789 amino acids. The record is from RefSeq and is a predicted model, not a curated record. Gene Ontology annotation, biological process: regulation of transcription by RNA polymerase II. The transcript has 2 exons. Gene Ontology annotation, molecular function: DNA-binding transcription factor activity, RNA polymerase II-specific; RNA polymerase II cis-regulatory region sequence-specific DNA binding. Lineage: Eukaryota; Metazoa; Chordata; Actinopteri; Salmoniformes; Salmonidae.
AAUAGCAGCACCAUCAUCUGGAAUACAUUUUCUUCCUCUGGCGUAAAAAAAUAUAGCUGACAAAAACACAAAGAAACCUCGACUUUCAUACCUCUCAAAAUGUCAAAACUGGCGUUGUUCAAUGUGUAUAUUACUGAACGGCUAACAGCGGCGGCUGUAGAAAUAGCUGGAGUAGUAGAGAGAACAGUAACUGAGUACCAGGAGGAAAUCUCUCGUUCAAAGGAGGAGAACGAACGUCUUCGACGUCUGCUGGAUUUCAAACCGCACAGAACAGACCCCCAGCAGCUUACUCUCCCAGUCUCUGAAGAAGAGGUUCCCCCUGAACGGCAGCACUGUGAGCAGAAGUGGAGCCCCAGUCUGGAGAAGGACCCAGAGCCCACACAGAUUAAAGAUGAACAAGAAGAAAUCAGGACCAAUCAGGAGGAAGAGCAGCUUGAAGGGCUGGAGUCUGAUACCAAAGACUCCAUAUUCACCGUCUGUGAGGAAAGUGACUGUGAUCCGAUGGAUUUCUCGAGCCAAACUUCCGAGAGCAGAGAGGGGGAUGUGUUAUGCGUCCGCAUUCCUCAAGAGAUCAAAACCGAGCCUGAUGGAGAGCUCUACACGGUAUCAGAGGCAACCAGUGCCUCACACUCCCUCUCAGAAGGAUAUCCAGGCUGUUCGGCAGCUCACAGUGAAAACAGUGGAAGUGGCAAUGAGGUGGAGAGCGAGGGACUACCGUCAGGAUCAAAGGCACUGAAAUCACCCAGAAAACAAGCAAAGAAAAGACUAAGCUCCCAUACCUCUGCUGGAAGCGGGGUGACCACAAAUGCUUCUCCUCCUUAUUGUUGCAAGUUGUGUGGAAGUACAUUUGUGUACAUUGGGCCUUUAGUUAAUCAUGUGAAAAAUGUGCACACAAAGCUUACUGCAGAAUACCGUUGUGGUGUGUGUGAAGAAGUCUUUGAGUCCAUAGCAAGUCUAACAGAGCACCUGCAAACCCACAUUAAAGCAACACGCACUUGUAAUGUUUGUGGCAAAUGCUUCCCUAGUGAUUCUAGUAUGAGAACACACAUGGUAACGCACACAGGAGAGAAACAGUAUCAAUGCAAAGAAUGUGGAAAAUGUUUCAAAAAUAAGGGCUAUAUGCACUUGCAUAUGAGGCGUCACACAGGGGAGACCCCAUUUUGGUGCAAAGAUUGUGGCGAAAGUUUCACUUGUAAGGGAUACUUGAAAACGCAUAUGAAGUUCCACACAAGUGAGGAACCACAGCCCACACUGAUUAAAGAUAAACAACAGGAACUUGGGACCAGACGGGAGGAAGAGCAGCUUGAAGAACUGGAGACUGAUACCAAAGACUCCAUAUUCACCGUCUGUGAGGAAAGUGACUGUGAUCCGAUGGAUUUCUCGAGCCAAACUUCCGAGAGCAGAGAGGGGGAUGUGUUAUGCGUCCGCAUUCCUCAAGAGAUCAAAACCGAGCCUGAUGGAGAGCUCUACACGGUAUCAGAGGCAACCAGUGCCUCACACGCCCACUCAGAAGGAUAUCCAAGCUGUUCGGCAGCUCACAGUGAAAACAGUGGAAGUGGCAAUGAGGUGGAGAGCGAGGGACUACCGUCAGGAUCAAAGGCACUGAAAUCACCCAGAAAAUGGGCAAGCACCCAUAACCGUGCUAGAGGCAAGGUGACCACAAAUGCUUCUCCUUAUUGUUGCAAGCUGUGUGGAAGUACAUUUGUGUACAUUGGUCCUUUAGUUAACCAUGUGAAAAAUGUGCACACAAAGCAUACGAAAAUGUGUGGUGUGUGUGAGGAGGCAUUCGAGUCCAUAGCAAGUCUGACAGAGCACCUCCAAUCCCACAUUAAAGCAACACGCACUUGUAAUGUUUGUGGCAAAUGCUUCCCAAGUGAUGCUAAUCUGAGGACACAUAUGGUGUCUCACACAGGAGAGAAACAAUAUCAAUGUAAGGAAUGUGGGAAAAGUUUCAAAACGAAGGCAUAUAUGAAAUUGCAUAUGAGACUUCACACGGGGGAGAAACCAUUUCAGUGCAAAGAAUGUGGAGAAAGUUUCACUUGUAAUGGAUAUUUGAGAGCACAUAUGAAGUUCCACACAGGGGAGAAAUCAUAUCGGUGUAAGGACUGUGGGCAAGACUUCGACCAGAAGGAACAACUGGAAACGCACAUGUGGACUCACCAAGGUCAGAAACCACAUGGUUGCAAACAGUGUCCGAAAAGCUUCAAGCGCAAGGAAGAACUGACCAGACACACAGCGGUUCACACAGGAGAGAGACCUUUCAAGUGCACUGUGUGUGGACAUUGCUUUGCCACCCCAGGAAACCUGACACAACACCUAACCACUCACUCUGGAGAGAAACCGUAUCACUGCAAACUGUGCAGCAGAUGCUUUAGAAACAAUCCACUACUUAAAAGUCACCUGAGGAAUCGUCACAAAUGUUAUGACAGUGCCAUAUUGUCAGAAGAUGACUUAAGUUCCUCCGUAUGAUGUGGGAGUGCCCUGUAGUUAAAUGCUUCUAGGACAAAGUUUCAAAAUUGAUGUUGGCUCUUACAUGAAUGUCACCUCACGGUCGCCCAUUUAACCAGUAGAUACAGAUACUAUUAGGAGUUAACAUCAGAAUUAUCGACAGUGAGAAUGAAUGGUGCUGGUCAAGGAACAACUGAGACCUGGACAAAUAUACUUGACUCUGUAAAGAAUAAUCUCAGCUAAAGCCCAACACAUACGUACAUACAAACUAUAAGCCCCAAUACAUACGUACAUACAAACUAUAAGCCCCAAUACAUACGUACAUACAAACUAUAAGCCCCAAUACAUGCAUACAUACAAACUAUAAGCCCCAAUACAUAUGUACAUACAAACUAUAAGCCCCAAUACAUGCAUACAUACAAACUAUAAGCCCCAAUACAUACGUACAUACAAACUAUAAGCCCAAUACAUACAAACAAACUAUAAUCCCCAAGACAUACAUACAGUGGGGGAACAAGUAUUUGAUACACUGCCGAUUUUGCAGGUUUUCCUACUUACAAAGCAUGUAGAGGUCUGUAAAUUUUAUCAUAGGUACACUUCAACGGUGAGAGACGGAAUCUAAAACAAAAAUCCAGAAAAAUCACACUGAUUUUUAAGUAAUGUAUUUGCAUUUUAUUGCAUGACAUAAGUAUUUGAUACAUCAGAAAAGCAGAACUUAAUAUUUGGUACAGAAACCUUUGUUUGCAAUUACAGAUAUCAUACGUUUCCUGUAGUUCUUGACCAAGUUUGCACACACUGCAGCAGGGGUUUUGGCCCACUCUUCCAUGCAGACCUUCUCUAGAUCCUUCAGGUUUCGGGCUGUUGUUGGGCAAUAUGGACUUUUAGCUCCCUCCAAAGAUUUUCUAUUGGGUUCAGGUCUGGAGACUUGCUAGGCCACUCCAGGACCUUGAGAUGCUUCUUACAGAGCCACUCCUUAGUUGCCCUGGCUGUGUGUUUCGGGUCGUUGUCAUGCUGGAAGACCCAGCCACGACCCAUCUUCAAUGCUCUUACUGAGGGAAGGAGGUUGUUGGCCAAGUUCUCGCAAUAGAUGGCCCCAUCCAUCCCCCCCUCAAUAUGGUGCUGUCGUCCUGUCCCCUUUGCAGAAAAGCUCUAUGCUUCACGGUUGGGAUGGUGUUCUUGGUGUUGUACUCAUCCUUCUUCUUCCUCCAAACACGGCGAGUGGAGUUUAGACCAAAAAGUUAUAUUUUUGUCUCAUCAGACCACAUGACCCUCUCCCAUUCCUCCUCUGGAUCAUCCAGAUGGUCAUUGGCAAACUUCAGACGGGCCUGGACAUGCGCUGGCUUGAGCAGGGUGACCUUGCGUGCGCUGAAGGAUUUUAAUCCAUGAUGGCGUAGUGUGUUACUAAUGGUUUUCUUUGAGACUGUGGUCCCAGCUCUCUUCAGGUCAUUGACCAGGUCCUGCCAUGUAGUUCUGGGCUGAUCCCUCACCUUCCUCAUGAUCAUUGAUGCCCCACGAGGUGAGAUCUUGCAUGGAGCCCCAGACCGAGAGUGAUUGACCGUCAUCUUGAACUUCUUCCAUUUUCUAAUAAUUGCGCCAACAGUUGUUGCAUUCUCACCAAACUGCUUGCCUAUUGUCCUGUAGCCCAUCCCAGCCUUGUGCAGGUCUACAAUUUAUCCCUGAUGUCCUUACACAGCUCUCUGGUCUUGGCUAUUGUGGAGAGGUUGGAGUCUGUUUGAUUGAGUGUGUGGACAGGUGUCUUUUAUACAGGUAACGAGUCCAAACAGGUGCAGUUAAUACAGGUAAUGAGUGGAGAACAGGAGGGCUUCUUAAAUAAAAACUAACAGGUCUGUGAGAGCUGGAAUUCUUACUGGUUGGUAGGUGAUCAAAUACUUAUGUCAUGCAAUAAAAUGCAAAUUAAUUACUUAAAUCCAGAAAAUCACAUUGUAUGAUUUUUUUUGUUUUAGAUUCCGUCUCUCAUCGUUGAAGUGUACCUAUGAUAAAAAAUUACAGACCUCUACAUGCUUUGUAAGCAGGAAAACCUGCAAAAUCGGCAGUGUAUCAAAUACUUGUUCCCCCACUGUACAGACAUACAUACUAUAAGCCCCAAUACAUACAAACUAUAAGGCCCAACACCAUACAUACUAUAAGCCCCAAUACAUACAAACUAUAAGCCCAAUACAUACAAACUAUAAGGCCCAACACCAUACAAACUAUAAGGCCCAACACCAUACAAACUAUAAGGCCCAACACCAUACAUACUAUAAGGCCCAACACCAUACAUACUAUAAGCCCCAAUACAUACAAACUAUAAGGCCCAACACCAUACAAACUAUAAGCCCAAUACAUACAAACUAUAAUCCCCAAUACAUGCAUACAAACUAUAAGGCCCAACACCAUACAAACUAUAAGGCCCAACACCAUACAAACUAUAAGGCCCAACACCAUACAAACUAUAAGGCCCAACACCAUACAAACUAUAAGGCCCAAUACAUACAAACUAUAAGGCCCAACACCAUACAAACUAUAAGCCCAAUACAUACAAACUAUAAUCCCCAAGACAUGCAUACAAACUAUAAGCCCCAAUACAUACAUACAAGUUAUAAGCCCCAAUACAUACAUACAAGUUAUAAGCCCCAAUACAUACAUACAAGUUAUAAGCCCCAAUACAUACAUACAUACAAACUAUAAGCCCCAAUACAUGCAUACAUACAUACAAACUAUAAGCCCCAAUACAUGCAUACAAACUAUAAGCCCCCAUACAUACAUACAAACUAUAAUCCCCAAGACAUGCAUACAAACUAUAAUCCCCAAGACAUACAUACAAGUUAUAAGGCCCAAUACAUACAAACAAACUAUAAUCCCCAAGACAUACAUACAAGUUAUAAGCCCCGAUAGAUAACAUGAGGUGCGUUCAGUUCGCUUGAACGUUUGCUACAUUGUGAAACGGUUUGUACUGAAGAGACUGAGGUACAUUUGAUCCCGUUUUGUGGGUGUGGCUUGAAGCAAUGAUUGACAUAUUUAAAGGGCAGCGGCCAUGCUGACAGCGUUCCCCAACACACAACCCAACCCCUCCCAGUUUUUCAGUACAGCACCGUUUCCUUCCAAUUUAAUGUAAAAACGUACUGAACGCAGACCUGGUUUCAGGGUGGGUCGGGGGGCACGCUAGUUUUUUAGGUUUCUUUUCCUGUACAUACUGAAUUGAUAUAUUGAUAUAUUGAAAUGUACUUUGUUGUUAUGUACCUUUUUUUGUAGUUUUUUAUUUUAACAAUUUGUGGCAGGUAAAACCAAGAAUAUGUGUGAAAUAAUGAAUAGAUAAUGAUUUAAAUAUUGUACCGGAAAUUCUCCCCCCCCCCAAAUGAAAAAAUGGCAACAAAAACAGACAUGAUGUCUCUUGGUUUGUGGUGCUUUAGAACGUGCAGUAGAAUCGAUAAAACAAUAUGGUAUCUGCUCUCUUUCUCUCCUCUGUCACGCUAUGUAUUCUUCCAGAGUUAUUACAUUUACAGUUGAGCAGAUGUAAAUGUUAUGUUAUGAUCUGCUUUUUACUAUUAAAUAAAGGCCUUCAUUAUCCCCA